ACAUAACAUCAACAAACAUCUCAACAUCAACAAACAAAACUACAUCAACAACAUCAACAAACACAUAACAUCAACAAACGUAUUAUUGUUAAUCAUUGUAUUUCAUCAACGUUACUUGAACCGACUUUUGCACUGAAAUGAAAACAUUUUAAUGAGAAGACCACACCUGUCAUCGUCACAUUUGAGUUGAGCUUAAAUAUCAAGAUCGCCAUCGACACAACAACAACAACAAACAAACUAACUAAAGAACAACAACAUCACGCUAACAGAAAUAUUACCACGAUAACAACAUCAUAACUACUUUAACAACAAGAACCACAGCAACAACUGCAACACCGGGAACAACAACUACAACAAUUGUAACAACAACAUCAACAACAACUUCAAAACAAUAUCAAAGAUGAUCUUCCGGCAAGCAUAAACUCCAGUCAGAAUUCCUGAUCAACAAGAGUCGCCAUGACAACGCAGCCAACGAGGGUGGUGUUGGUUUCUUGCGGCGGAUUCAACCCCAUCAACUUCAUGCACCUCAGGAUGUUUGAGUUAGCACGUGACCACAUGAAUAGCACGGGAAGAUACAGGAUCAUUGGAGGUAUCAUAUCACCGAUGUCCAUCAAGCUGUCCCACAAGGAUGCAACAUCAAUGCAGCAGCGGUGUUCCAUGAUCAAACAAUCACUUGCCACUUCUUCCUGGAUCAGACUUGACACGUGGGCAGCUGAUCAGCAACAUCACGUGAACACGUUGACCCUGUUACGUCAUCAUUUUGACGUCAUUGAAACGACAUUGAACUUCAACCAACUUGACCCUUAUACUCCGACGAAAAGAAAAUGCAAUGGAGUUUUUAAAUACACAAGCGCUGGUUGGUUGUUUGAAUGUUUCAUGUUACAUAUUAAAGCUAAUACUUUGAUAAAUGUGGAGUUGAUGCUGCUGUGUGGUGCCGAUGUUCUGCACGACUUUAACGAACCCAACUUGUGGAAUGAAAAGGAGGUCGAAGAAAUUGUGAGUAACUUUGGUUUGGUGGUGAUAACCCGCAUGGGCUUCAACCCCCAACACUCCAUAUACGACUCGGACGUUCUAUCCAAAUAUAAGAACAACAUCCACAUUGUGCCUGAUUGGAUUGCAAAUGAUAUGUCUUCAACGAGGAUUAGAACCGCUAUCCGUCGGAAGCAAUCGGUAAAGUACCUGCUACCAGAGCAAGUCAUUGACUACAUCGGCAGACACCACCUCUACGCGCCCCUUGCCACCAAAACGCCAGACGCCGUAUCUCCCACUACGACUGCCGAUGUCAUGUUAUCGUCCAGUUACUCGGCACCAAGUUACCACGGAUACUCGAGCACUUCCAACAUCGUCGAUGCGUUAGUUCAAUUUCAACCCUUUUUAACGUUGCUUCACACAAAAAACUUUUCAGUUACAGAUUCCCUGUUGAGUGAUAUAUAUGUAAACAAUAUAUUUUAUGCAUAG
This is a messenger RNA of Helobdella robusta, 1458 nucleotides long. RefSeq lists its product as hypothetical. The coding region runs from base 457 to 1458 and encodes 333 amino acids. The record is from RefSeq and is a predicted model, not a curated record. The transcript has 8 exons. Lineage: Eukaryota; Metazoa; Annelida; Clitellata; Rhynchobdellida; Glossiphoniidae. Gene Ontology annotation, biological process: NAD+ biosynthetic process. Gene Ontology annotation, molecular function: nicotinamide-nucleotide adenylyltransferase activity; nicotinate-nucleotide adenylyltransferase activity.